CUACAUGUAGGGAUAUUUUUCAACGUCGUUUUCUUACGUCCUACAGUUUUUCACUUUACAGCUUCAUAUCCAAAAGAAACACAAUCAAUUAUUUUUUCAUUACAAUGUCAGUUCAAUUUCAUUCCACAUAGGCAUAGACAUUUUCUUUUUCUCUGAAUUAGAGGCAACAUGUUGUUAAGUUUGUUAGGAACAAGAAUAAGAAAAUGAAUAGCGUGAAAUUCAGCCUCUACCCUGAAUAAUAGGAUACUCGAGAGUUGACCUAUUUACCUGUCAAAGGCGCCCAGACCAUUUUGUUAUACUGCUCUACCACCAAUCACACAUGGUACCCUAUUUUUGUGUUGAGGAGUGAAUACAAUGCCAGAUUUAGAUAAUUUGGUUAGCUGGUACAUUGCAAUUUUAGGCUCUGCAUUGUUGAAAGUUACCAACCUUGAAUAUUCUACUCUGUCAAGUAACACCUCAAUAUACUUAUGCAGUUAUCCUAAGUUGUAACAACACUUCUUAGUUUUGAUGGAUCCUAAAUUUGCAAUUUCAGCACUGCAUUUUUUUUCUAUUAAUGAGAGAAAAUAACUGCAAACACAGAGUGUACAAGACCCUUUUGGUUAAUUUAGUUGCUACACCAAAUUUAGUUGCCCUUUAAAAUCAAACCUCAGAAUUCUCGACGUUUCCAUCUUUAAUUUCUUGAUCUCAACAACAACAAUCCCAUCUCUGCACUUGGACUCUUCAUUGCAAAUACACUUUUUUCUUUCUCUCUCUGCAAUGGGGGGUGCCAAUUCAAAAAUAAAGCUUAAUUCAGGUACAGUUCGCAGGUUCGAAGAGUUUAAAAAACGUAGAAACGCAACCAAGCUUCAAGCUGAGAAGGAGCUGUUGAAGGAUGGUGGGAAUAGGGAUAACAAUUCUCAAUCUUCUAACGGAACCAAACCACCGGCCGAGGAGGUUUCCACCAAAGAGGAAUUGCCGGUGCGGGAGCUAACCGCAGAGAAGCCAUCGAGAGUGGUUCCAUUGCCCACUUCUACAGCUAAACAUGAAUCUGUAGAGGGGAGAGACGUAGAGAAGGAUAGCAAGCACAAUCAUCACCAUAACCAAGAGAAAGUGGACGAUAGCAAUGAGAGCAAGGUAGAACAGGAUAACAAGCACAAGGAUCAUUAUGGCCAAGAAAAAGUGGAAGAAUUUCAAGAGAACGUAAAGCAGGAUGAGAAACAUAACAAUCAUGAUGGACAAGAGAAAGUGAAAGCUUCUCAAGAAAGCAACUUGAAGAAGGAUGACAAACACAAUGAUCAUGAUGAUGGCAAAGAAAAAGUGAGUCAUGUUAUUGAAAAGGCUUUGGAAGAUAUUGAAAUACAGAAAGGACAGACUGAAGAAACAAAGGAAGACGAUGAGGUAUUUGUAGAUGCAAAGGGAAGUAUUGAUGUAAAUGAACAGCGUGAAGAAUUUGGCAUAUUUCUACCAGGAUCUCCAAGCUUCAGAAUAUAUUGCAUUGAGGCCAAUAAGGCAAAAGUAGAACAAGAAGAAUUAUUAUCAUUAGAAGAAGAAGAAGAUCAUGAUGAGGACGAUGAAGAGGAAGAAGAAGAAGAGGAAGAAGAAGGAGGUGAGAAGCAUAGCAUUGCUGCCAUGCACCAGAAGGCGCACAGCACUGACAGUGUAAUAAGGCCGCCAUCGGAGUCAGGCUCGGAUAAAUCUGCAAGCUUAACCUCUGACAGCUUAAAUUCUGAAACUCCGAUUGCUAAACCUGGAAAAGAACCAAGGACAAAGAGAAAAGGGAAAAAGGCAAAGAAGUUUGGGGCUGGGAAUGUGAAGAGAUUGUUCAAGGUUAAGUCAUGUUACUAUCCAACGUGUUCAUGUGCUGGUAUCGAUGACAGGAGGCGUAUGGUUGCUCCUCCAAGACCACACAACUGAUUACGAUACUAGGUACAUGUUAGAAAGAAUGAAGACACCAUCACCUGACCCUAAAUUAUGUUAGAACUUGUCAAUUCCCACCUUCUAAUACCAUCAACCAGGUCUAGUCAACUGCUACUACUUCUAGACUUUAUGUAACUACAUCUAAGUUUUCUCUGCUACCAAUUUAUUCUGUUAUCUGGUGGAAUAGAGAAUUUGAAGAAAUAGAUGAAAACUUCACCUAUGUAUAUGGCAUCGCCUAUAGCUUAUGUCAUCAUGAUGUAUUAAUAUGUAUUAAUACCAAAUAAAACGAGUCCAGAAAAGUACACAAACUAUAAUGUUCGCUGCUA
Messenger RNA from Arachis ipaensis, 2222 nucleotides. RefSeq lists its product as uncharacterized. NCBI's taxonomy places the organism in Eukaryota, Viridiplantae, Streptophyta, Magnoliopsida, Fabales, Fabaceae. The record is from RefSeq and is a predicted model, not a curated record.